This is a messenger RNA of Acanthochromis polyacanthus (spiny chromis), 2463 nucleotides long. It is a transcript of the gene zc3h10, whose product is annotated as zinc finger CCCH-type containing 10. Bases 336 to 1982 code for a protein of 548 amino acids. The transcript is spliced from 3 exons. Lineage: Eukaryota; Metazoa; Chordata; Actinopteri; Pomacentridae. The record is from RefSeq and is a predicted model, not a curated record. Gene Ontology annotation, molecular function: metal ion binding.
UCGUUGGUAAUGAAAGAUGCUUGAAGAAAUGUGGUAAACAGCACCAGGGCCUUGAGGAAUUGCCAAAAAUAACACAGGUCUGUUUGUUGUUGUUAGCAUAAACAUUUGUAGAACUUUUAGUCACUCGGAGAAAGGCGGUUUUGCACGUGAGUCACUCGGUUCGUCUUUGGAUUCUACUGCUGGCUUGGCUUUGGUCGUUGAACGGCAGAUUGCAUUACUCUGAGGAACAGAACAAUUCAUGACUCCUUGUGAAUGUUGUGAAUGUUUGCCAGGCCACGUCAGACAACAGCUCAUACACAUGAGUGCUACUUUCUCCUUGAGCUGGGCCCAGCGCCAUGCCUGACCGGGACAGUUCCUACCUGUCAGGUGGUGGUGGGAGUGGUGGUAGUCUGGGUGACGAGGGAGGACCUGGGUCUGGUUUGGCAGGGGGGUCAGUGGAGGGCAGAGGAGGUUCAGGAGGCAGUGUUGGAGGGAACGUCUCUGGUUCUGGGGGUAUGGGUGGAGGAGGAGCACUCGGAAAUGGCAAUGGCUGUGGGGGGCAAGGCGCGGGACUGGCAUUGGACGGUGUCUGCAGGGACUUCAUACGUAACGUUUGCAAGAGAGGGAAGCGCUGCCGCUUUAGACACCCAGACUUUAAUGAGGUCCCAGACUUGGGAGUGCAAAAGAACGAGUUCAUCUUUUGUCAUGACCACCAGAAUAAGGAGUGCAUGCGCUCCAACUGCCGCUUUGUCCAUGGAUCUAAAGAGGAUGAGGACUAUUACAAGAAAACUGGAGAGUUACCCCUCAGACUAAGAGGGAAAGUUGCAGCACGGCUGGGUCUGUCCCCCAUGGAUCUCCCCCAUAGCCGUGGAGAGGUUCCAAUCUGCAGAGACUUCCUGAAGGGAGAGUGCCAGAGGGGCAAUAAAUGUAAAUUUCGCCAUGUCAAAAAAGACUAUGAAUAUGAACCUUCCAGGGUUGGAGUGGGUGGUGUCAUGGGGUCAUGUGCUAGUGGAAUGGUGAAUGCUGGAGGGCUGACAGGUGGUGGAGGAGGAGGCGCCUGUGGAGGAAUGCAAGGACUUGUGGGAGGUGGGGGUGGGAGUAACAUGAUGGGAACAGGCUGCCCCAGCUUAGGUGGUUGCAGAGAUCCAGGUAUCUCAGGAGUUGGGGGAGUAGGUGGAGGUGGGAUAAGUGGCUGUCUGUCGUUAAGUUCUUCAGGACAACGACGAUAUGACAGGAGCACGUGCUCAGUGUAUGACCCCCUGCUUGAGAGUGGGCUGUUUGAUGCUGGGUCCCUGGAGGCCUCCAUGGACCACACCGCUCUACAGCUGAAGAGGAGGCGACUGGAGGGGCUGCGGCUGGCGGACGGGAGCGGAGGUGGGCACUACGAGUUGGGUGUUCAAGCCACCUUGCCACCUCGUCCUCUGGAGUACAGAUUCCUGGAGGAGGAAAAUUCCCUGCUGAGGAAGAGAGUGGAAGAGUUGAAGAAGCAGGUUUCCAAUCUCAUUGCCACAAAUGAGGUUCUCCUGGAGCAGAACGCCCAGUUCCGAAGCCAGGCCAAGGUGAUGACGCUCUCUUCCACUCCUGCCCCCACUGAGCAGAGUCUGGCGCCCCCUGUAGGUGCUGUAAGUUCUUACAAUCAUAGCAUCGCCCAGACUCACACCACCCUGAGCAGCGCUGGACUUCAGCCUCGGCCUGUUACCCAGCAAGACCUGGUAGCUCCCACCGGUGCUCCUGCAGCGCCUCCGACUAAUGCAGCUCCGCCUACGGCUCCUCCGCCACACCUCAACCCAGAAAUAACCCCCUUGUCAGCUGCCCUUGCACAGACCAUUGCUCAAGGCAUGGCCCCUCCUGUUUCUAUGGCACCGGUGGCUGUUUCUGUGGCACCGGUAGCAGUAUCCAUGACACAGCCUCUGCCUGGCAUCACGAUGAGUCACGCCACCACCCCGAUGGUGUCGUACCCCAUUGCGAGUCAAAGCAUGAGGAUCACGACUCUGCCUCACUGAGAAACUGCCGGACUGUAGUAGCCAUGAGUCAGUCUGUAGCAUCCUUAAUGGGAUCUUAGGCUUAGAUGUUCUCUUUUUCUGUGUACGAGACUCAGCUGAUGACAAAGCAGUGACAGCAACGAGAAAUAGACUCUUACAUUUCGCCACCAGGGGGCAGAAUAGACAGUUAUCGCCCCGAAAUUCCAACUAUGUGUUUGGUGUCAACAUUACAAACAUGUUUUUCCUGCAGACUGACUGAGCUGUGAACUCUGACAAAGGUCUGUGUACCAAAGGGAUCUUUACACCCACAGACACCAAAAAUGACAACAAACUGAAAAUAUGUGAAUUCAUGCGUAGUGUUUGAACCAUUUACACAAGACUGCUGUGAAGACAUAACGACGUUCGAAGCAGUUUGUGUUUCUAUUUUUGUGGAGUGCUCUGGUGUAAAUUAAAUUUGGUACUUUGCACAUUUAAAAAAAAAAAACAACCACUCAACAAUGAA